AUGAACUCCGUCGCUUUCUACCUCCUCCUCCUCCUCCUAACCUCCGCCGCCACUUCAACCACCGCCACAACAAUCGGAGUCACCUACACAACCUCCACCUCCUCCCCUCUCUCCCCGGACAAACUCGCCGCGAAAGUCGUCUCCAUGAACAUCCCCUCCAUCCGCCUCCUCGACUCAAACCCCACCCUAAUCCGCGCCUUCGCCUACACAAACGUCUCCCUCUUCCUCUCCGUCCCCAACCCCCUCGUCCCCCUCCUCGCCUCCAACCGCUCCCUCGCCAUGCGCUGGUGCUACCGCCACGUCCUCCCCUUCUACCCUCGCGCCAAAAUCUCAACCAUAUCCGUCGGAAACGACGUCGUCUCCUACUCCCCUGACGUCUCCCCUUUCCUCCUACGCGCCAUGCAGAACGUCCACCUCUCCUUAGCUGACUUACGUAUCUACAAGAUCUCCGUUUCGACUACCUUCUCGUUCUUUAACAUCGUCCCUACAGCUUUCCCACCGUCUUCAGCUCAGUUCCAAGAACCUAACGGAGAAGUCAUCAUCCGCCCGAUCUUGCAGUUUCUUGAAAGAACCAACUCUUCUUUCUUGGUUAAUCUUUUCCCUUACAACAUGUACCGGUCGAGCUUCUCGAUUCCGGUAGGUUUCGCUUUGUUCGAGGAAGGUCCGUUUAACUUCAGGGACGAUCUCACCACCGGGGUGAGAUACAGGAACCUUUUUGAUAUGAUGGUUGAUGCGGUGAUUAGUGCCAUGGCUGUGAUGGGACACGAGAAUCUUCCGGUUGUUGUGGCGGAGACGGGGUGGCCUAGCUCAGGGAUUGAUGGGGGGGAGGUUGAUGCGACGUUGUUGUAUAGUGAGAUGUAUUUGAAGGGUUUGUUGGGGCAUUUGAGGAGUGGUGGUGGGACGCCGUUGAGGAGGGAAGGUGUUGCUGAGGUUUAUGUGUUUGAGCUUGUUGAGAGGGAUGAUGAUGGGAAGAGAGGGGUUAGGAACUGGGGGCUUUUGCAUCGGAAUUUGAGUAGUAAGUAUGGUUUUGAGUUCUCUGGUUGUGGUGGUGGAGGUGGGAAUGGGAGGAGGUUUGCGGAGUUUUUGGUGGUGGUGAUGGUUUGUUUGUUGAUGUAA
Eruca vesicaria subsp. sativa (arugula) is the source of this 1116-nucleotide messenger RNA. NCBI's taxonomy places the organism in Eukaryota, Viridiplantae, Streptophyta, Magnoliopsida, Brassicales, Brassicaceae. The record is from the annotation of a GenBank genome assembly.